Molecule: messenger RNA, 339 nt
Organism: Cyphellophora europaea CBS 101466
Lineage: Eukaryota; Fungi; Ascomycota; Eurotiomycetes; Chaetothyriales; Cyphellophoraceae
Exons: 1
Coding region: 1-339 (112 amino acids)
Source: RefSeq, a predicted model, not a curated record
AUGGCGUUCUGGUGCAGAGAACGCCUAAACCGGCUCCGGCCAAGCCCCGCCCAGUCGGGUUUAGCGCCAUCUCGCCGCUUUUCACGUCAAUAUGUAGACGCGGUCACCGGUGGCGGCGACACACGGCUCUUUGCACGCGAUGUCCUAAGCAUCGUAAUCCAGGGUCCAACUCGCCCACAAAUGACCGUGGUGGACUUGCCCGGUUUCAUCCAGGCCAACACCAAAGGCAUCAACACCCCAGAUCGCCAGAUGGUCGAGGAGAUCACUGAACGCUACAUUGGUCAACCGCGCACCAUCUGUCUGGCCGUCAUCGCCGCCAAGCCCGACUAUAUCAAGUAA